CCGGGUGUCCUUUAUUGAUGACGUUGGUACUGAUUUGGAGAGUGGUAGAGAUGAAACUUUGUAAAGGUUGAGUUGUUCUGUAAAUAAUAGUCAUAUCACCUGUACUAAUGUACAGCAACUUUUAUAAACCUCAGAAUGGAUCCAAUUGUAAAUAUACAAAGUUAAAAGCUUCAGGCCAGAUUAAGGCAAAUCCCCCUGCAACUGCCAUGCCCCAGAAACUGCUGAAGAGCGCCCAGACUGCACAUUACAUUGAGCUGGGCAGUUACCAGUAUUGGCCAGUACUGGUGCCUAGGGGGAUCCGGCUGUACACCUAUGAGCAGAUCCCAGUGUUUCUAAGGGACAAUCCGUACAUCACAGAUGGAUACAGGGCUUACCUGCCCUCCAGACUGUGCAUUAAAAGCCUCUUCAUUCUGUCCAAUGAAACGGUGAAUAUCUGGAGCCACCUGCUUGGCUUCCUGCUCUUCUUCUGCUUGGGUGUGUACAAUAUGGCCUCAGUGCUACCCUCCACAGGAGCCUCCAGAGAGGACUAUGUCAUCUACUCCAUAGGACUCUUCUGCUUCCAGCUGUGUAUGCUGUGCUCCGUGGGCUACCACAUAUUCUGCUGUCACCGAUCAGAGAAGACCAGCCGCCGCUGGAUGGCGCUGGACUACGCUGGAGUCUCCAUUGGCAUCCUGGGGUGCUAUGUCCCUGGAGUUUUCUAUGCCUUUUACUGCAAUAAUUACUGGCGUCAGGUGUACCUGCUGACAGUCCUGGCCAUGAUCCUGGCGGUGUUCUUCGCUCAGAUCCACCCCCACUACUUGAGCAAGCAGUGGAAGAAGCUGCGCUCCCUCAUCUUCUGCUCGGUGGCCAGCUACGGCCUCAUCCCCACCCUGCACUGGGUCUGGAUCACCGGUGGCUUCUCCUCGGAGCUUGUCCAGGCUUUUGUCCCACGGGUCAUGGUGAUGUACUUCCUGGCUGCUCUAGCGUUCCUUUUCUACGUUUCUAAAGUCCCCGAACGUUACUUCCCAGGUCAGCUGAACUACCUGGGCGCCAGCCACCAGGUGUGGCACAUCCUGCUGGUUCUGAUGUUUUACUGGUGGCACCAGUCGUCCAGCUUCAUCAUGGCCUACCGGCACAGCCAGCCCUGCCCAGACUACCCCCAGCAUGCCUAGGGCCGGCCCCCGACACUGACCCAGCAGCAGCUGCAGAGGACCCACCAUCCGGCUCAAGCGGGACUGGAUCUCGAGCAGUAAAUAGUUUUCGGUCUGCGGUGCUACGGUGGCCGACAGGGGUCAAAAGUCACUCUGAUUUUGGAGUCAGUCCUUCAACUGCUAAUUUUGUUUGACCUUCACAGCGGUCGGCCACUGCUGCAGACAGUUUUAAAAAAAAAACUAGCUAUCAUCGAAAUUUUAGCACUGAUCUUUUUUCUUUUUUUUUUUUCCAUUAAAAUUAUGGCUAGUUACUUGCCCAAGUGGCAGGUGCAGCAGACCAAAAUAUUGUGGUCGGAAUUGUUUCGACGCUGGCCGGUGUUAAUAUCUCGUCCUGAACACAAGCACUGACUGUCACCGCAAACAUGCCAACCGACCAUUGAAACACUGCAGACCGCCUCAGGAUCUCCGCGUGGGUUUAUCACAGCUCAGUUGUUCUUUAGGCCCGUGGUUCUCAGUCUGAGCAUGAUGGCGACAACUCUUGAAUUGUGCGAAAUCACAUUUUGAAUGUGAAAUUCAUCGUGUCUGCAGUCUUUGUGGUGAAUGAAUGUCUCAAGAAACGGUGAUCAAUUGAGGUGUCUUGCAGUAAUUCAGAUGAAAUGCUUUGAUGGGGGAAAACGAAAACUCGUUUAGUGUGAAAGCUCAUGUGACGAAGAGGUUGAGAACCACCGGUCCACACUGUCAUGUGCAAAACCUAAAUGUACAAUUAGCUUUUAAUUUUGAACAUUUCAGAGUUAUUUGAAUCACUCCUCACUACCCCGUGCUAAGGUGGGAUGCCUUUUCUUUUAAAGUUUUAAUUGAGAUCUGAUGUCAUCAUCCCAACACAAACCAAAACAUGGCAACUGUUACGUGAGCUUAGUGUUCAAAGUCUGUUCCGGGAUCAGUUGUGGUCAGCCUGCGAGGUUCGCCAUGUGCAACAUUGAUGCGUCUGUUGCUCUCUGCUGCUCCGGGUAACAAGGAUGAUUUUUCUUCAACAUUGAGUCGGGUCACUUUCCUCUGUUUAGUCUUGAGUCUGUCGGGACUUAAACACUGUGGACUACAGUUAUGUCCCUGAUGGUUCGUUGUGUUUCUGUCUAGUCUCUACGGUGGGUCUGGGUUGUUUGCACAUGUCCAUGACUGUUUCAGCGAAUUGGGGCUGCAUGUGAUAAAUUAAGGGAAAAAAGUCAGUUACAGUAAAGAUAACCAGCAGUACUUCAUCGCACGGCUCACCCUACUUUUCUUAUCUUGUCAAAAAUGACAUAUAAAGUUUCUUCAGUCUGUUGUGAUUUUUUUUUUUACUUCUUAACCUUGAACUAGUUCCCAUCAAGUCCCAGGAGCUUGUCAGUGCUGAAGCGAGCUGCCUCGUCCCCUUUACUUCUUUACUUACUGGUGUGUUUAGACCGCCUGGUACAAGCGACCCGGUUCUAACUUUUUUGCGCUGUAUGGCACCGAUCAGAUAUGCAUUGCACCGAGAAGCACGUGAGAAAAAAAAUUCGUUGAUCCAUUUUCUAGGUCUGAUCUGAAUUGUUUUCUCUCCUGUGUUCAUGACUUAACAACAGAUUGGGGGGGAGGGUUACCGGCAUACAUUUUCUAAAUUCCUUAAUUUUCUUUUCAUCUGUGAAACAGGAGGGAAAAAAAGUUUUGCCAGGAAAAUUUUUCUAAGUUACUUUUUUUUCCAUCUGUGAAAACAGGUGAAAAACUUUUUUUUUGGCAGGUUGAAUUAUUUUAUUUUAUUUUUUGCACCUAGCAAAACUUUUUUUUCCACCUGUUUCACAGAUGGAAACAAAAUUAAGGAACUGAGAAAGAUUAUCCUGGCAAAACCCUUUUCCCCCCCUAUUAAGUCAAACACAGGAGAGAAAACCCUUCACAUCAGACGUAGAAAAUGGACCACCAGGAUUUUUUACUCCAUGGCCUCUCAGAGCUUCCGUAGCAUCAUGUCCGUGUAACCGUGGAAACAGCACAUUCGUGGUCAAAAUCAGAUAUUUUCAGAUCUGAUUUUUGACCACGAAUUAUAAUUAAUUAAAUUGAUUAUAACUGAAUUAAUAUGUGGACUUAAAUUGGAUAUGAAUGUCAUAUCUGCCAGUGUGGGUCUCAUCAUCUAAAAGCCGGUGAGGUUUUUCGGGUCGUUGCAAGUCGCACACCAUUCAAAAUGCGACGCCACUGGUGACAUGUUGGAUGGUGUGGCAUACACGCACGGUUGCUAACUUCCUCAUCGCUGACCAGACUGGUGUAGGCCGACGUGUGCAGGUUGCCUCAAGUGUGAACCAAAGAGUUGUGGUGUAAGCACAGAAAUCAGAUCUGGGUCCCUAUUAAAAGUACAUGCAAACAGGCGGUAAAAAAAAUACAGGCAACAAAUUGGAGCGGCAUCAAGACCUGCAGUGUACAUGUCAAGACCUGCGUUGCACAUAGCUUUUAAUAGAGUCCACCAACUGGAGAUGUGUUAGGUGUGUGGACAGUGUUCCUCGAGCUUACAGCCCACGGUAUCUGGUGAGCCCACUAGGCUGGUGUGCAAUGUCGAAGGUCAGCUGAUAACUUUUGUUUUAGAGGUUUCAUUCCAAAACCUACCAGUUUGUACGUUAUGGUAAGAAUCUUAGCUGUUCAUCGUGCAAUAUUUUAAAAAUGCAAAUGAGUGCAUGUGCUUAUUAUACUGUGUUGCAAUCACAAGUCUUACGCUCAUGGUCAUGUUUUGGUUGGGUGGUGUCGAUGGUGGUUUCCUACAUUUUGGAAUGAAACUCGUUCGUUUAGCAUGCUAUUUAACACUUCAAGUGAGUCUUAGACCGAAACCAUGUCGUCUGGUGUGAUGGUUCUGGAUUGAAGCUGUUUUGUGUGUGUGUGUUCUGUAUUUAUACAACACAUUGUGUUGCGGGAUCAGGAUGUUGAGUUUUCCAGGAACACACUGGUUGAUAUCUUUGUAACGUGAGGCGCGAGAGAGAAGUCUGAAGAUUUUCUAGACUCAUUUUGUCAUGACUGUCUUUUUUUGUUUUUGUUUGUUUGUUUGUAGACUUUCACUAUUACACGGCCACAGGAACUACUGGAUGAACUCUGCCGACUGAAUAAAAUCUGCCUAUGU
Messenger RNA from Lampris incognitus (smalleye Pacific opah), 4236 nucleotides. RefSeq names its product progestin and adipoQ receptor family member IIIa (gene paqr3a). The transcript is spliced from 7 exons. Gene Ontology annotation, cellular component: membrane. The coding region runs from base 108 to 1151 and encodes 347 amino acids. Gene Ontology annotation, molecular function: signaling receptor activity. NCBI's taxonomy places the organism in Eukaryota, Metazoa, Chordata, Actinopteri, Lampriformes, Lampridae. The record is from RefSeq and is a predicted model, not a curated record.